UGGCCCUGAUUGUUUAUAAAUGAAUAAAAAGUUAACCAACGACUUGUAAAGGGCGCCCUCUACAGUCUGCUGGAAACACUGUGUCUCUAAACAAGAUGGCGUCGCCCAGGUGUGUUGCAAAUCCGGAGGGUUUGGAGUUUCAAAGAUUUCUUGACGAUGGAGUACACACUCAUUCCUCUGAUGUGCAGGAAACUGUUGAAGAGUCUGUGAGUGAAAUGUUUGAGACAUUCCUUCUAUCUCGUGAGGAUGAGCACCCUGAUAAAACAAAGCCGUUGUUACACAGAGAUAGUCACAUUAACUUCCUUCGGAAAGGCCUUCAUAAUCUGUCUGAGAACUAUGAGAGUCUAGACGCAUCAAGACCUUGGUUGUGCUACUGGAUAUUACAUAGUCUUCAUCUUCUAGAUCAACCAUUGCCCGAUAACAUUGGCUCAGGGGUGGUUAAGUUUUUAGUAAAGUGUCAGCAUCCUGAGGGUGGAUUUGGAGGCGGACCUUUACAGUUUGCUCAUCUAGCUCCUACCUACGCAGCAGUCCUGGCACUGAUGACCAUUGGAACACAAGAAGCAUAUGACGCUAUUAACAGAUCCAAGUUGCAGUCAUUCCUGAAGAGAAUGCAGACACCAGAGGGCGCUUUCCGCAUGCAUGACGGAGGAGAAGUGGAUGUAAGAGGUGCAUACUGUGCAGCAGUAGCAGCUACAAUCACCAAUGUGGCCACACCUGAUAUGUUUGAUGGCACCGCAGAAUGGAUAGCCAGUUGUCAGACCUAUGAGGGAGGUUUUGCUGGUCAGCCAGCUAUGGAGGCCCAUGGAGGUUAUGCGUUCUGUAGUGUAGCUGCUCUGGUAAUCCUUGGACAUGAGAGACUGUGUGACACAGAGGCAUUACUUAGAUGGUUAAGCAACAGACAGAUGAAGUUUGAAGGAGGUUUCCAAGGGCGGACCAACAAGCUAGUGGACGGAUGUUAUUCCUUCUGGCAAGCUGGUACUUACCCACUCAUACACAGCAUACUAGGGGCACACAACGACCAUGCACUCAGCCGAACAGAAUGGGUCUUUGACCAAAUGGCAUUGCAAGAGUACAUUCUGUUAUGUUGUCAGCACAAGCAUGGCGGGCUCAUUGACAAACCUGGAAAAGCUCGUGAUUUCUACCACACAUGUUACUGUUUGAGCGGACUGUCUGUGGCUCAACACUUUGCAGCCGGAAAACUUGCCAAUAAAUUAAUCCUAGGACCCCCUGAAAAUGAGCUGAAACAAAGUCACCCGUUGUUCAACAUCGGUCUGGAGCCGGCCUACCACGCCAACCAAUUAUUCUCUUCACUCUCAGUGCCAAAGUGAACUUAUUACAGGAAAGGCAUGAAUCGGAUGGAAGGAAAUAGUAUUAUUCCGUUCAUGUUUCUAACCUGUUUGAUUCAAAUUUGUUGGCAGUCUCAGGAGCUAGCUUGCAGUUGAUGAAGGGAUGGUUGUAGUCAUCAAAUGGGAGAGAUUCUUCGACACUAGGUGGCAGCAGACUUAUGCGGUAAAUCUAUUGUUCAUGGAAGUGUGCGGAUGCUAUUAAGGCCGUGUCCAAAAUGGCGACCUCGCCUACAGCUACGGCUAGAUCAGCGGAUCUGCAAGUGUUGAGGAAUAGGCAGAGGCGCACGAUCUAGCUGUAGAAAGUUGCGUUUCAGACACGGCCUUUUAUGAACUACAAAAUCAGUGGAAAUUUGUCUGCUGCCACCUAGUGUUCAAAAACCUCCAUGUUUAUGUAGCUGUUGAUUUGUCAUUGGCUGCAGCUGUUUGCCCUUGUAGCUCAAAGUUGGUCUAAAAAGGAUGGUCUUAUAUGGAACUAGCUCUAGCCUCUAGCCAUUGAUGACCAUGUACCACAUUUGUGGCUGUGGCUGCUGUUGCUAAGGGCUAGCAUAUGCUUUAUGCAUUUUAAUUUGGUGAGCAAGCCACAGUCGCUCAUCCGGAAAUGGCCUUUACUGCCAGACGGAGGCAGGAAUGAGAAAUAGUCUGGUUCUUUUCUGUAGCAACCAAUAUUAGCCACAGCGUGGUUACUGAUGUAAACCACCAAUCAUGAUAUAAAUAAUGUAUUGUAUAUUACAUUGUUCAGUGUAUGUGAAUUGAAUGUGUAAUUUGUAGGUUUUGAUCUUGAACAUUUGAGGCUUUAUUAUUGUGGUAAACAGCCGUCUGUUUGGGUAUAAGGUUCUUCAUGUUUGGGAGGGGGGAGGUAAUAGUGUUAGUACAUUGCAUCAAUGCGCCUUACACAUUUUAUCUAUACAUUAUUACAGGGGCAUUUCUUUUGGAGCAAUUGCCAAAGUGAAUUCCCGGAAUUCAAGAAUCCCAUGCUCUGUGAAGGUAUGAUUGGGUGUCCACUUUUCCACAUACAUGUACUUUAAUCCAAUUUCAUAUUCAGGCAAGGAUUGGAAAUUCCCUGUUUUUAAUGGCUUCAUUUUCCAUUUAAUGUUAAACCGAAGGUGUGUGUGUUUUUGUGUGUAGGUACCUGUAGAAGAUUUAUGUGCUUUACAAUUUAAGUAUCAUAUUAAAUCAUGUGUUGAUUACCCAUCUGCCAAAGGCAGUGUAUCUUGGUGUAAAGCCUUGUGUAUGCGAGUUAAACUCAGGCCAUCAUCAACGAUUUGUAAAACUUUGUACAUUUUAAUUUCUUAAUCAGAAAGAGUUUGUGCCAUGUGGGGUCUUUAUCUCUAGAUUGGUAUUCUUGACCGUCACACAUGGUAGAAUAUUGGCCGUUGGUUGCAGCCAUUCAUUCCUUAUUAGUGCUCAAUUAAAUGAGAAAAACACAUUUAGUUUUUAUAUUAUUUUUUACAAGACAGUGUGUAUGAAAUAUUGAUAGUACUUCAUGCAGUCUCAGCUGCAUUACACCAGUCUGGAAUGAUGUGCUUGUUGCACAAUGUGCUUUAAGACAAUGAUAAUGAGGUUUAUGUUAUGUAUGUGUGUAUCGAAAUGGUCACAAUAAACUGUGAAGAUAGGAAGAUGAAGAAUAGUGGUAGCACCUAAAGACUGAGAAAUGGGAGACUAUUGAGACACUGGUGGCAGCAGACAUAAAAGUUUUUUUUUUUACGGCUCUGAGUGCUCGUGCACAUGCUCAGUAUCGCGCGUGUAGGUCUGAGCAUGGCCUCUAUGGUCUGACCACUCGCACUACAGGCAAGAACUAAGAAGAAAAAAAACAAAAGUCUCCCAUUACAACAAAAGCUGCAAGAGCAGUACCAUUAUCUUCAUUGGCCUUGACAGCAAAGUAAUCUUGGUGCAAGACGUUCUUGUCGAGUAAAACCGUAAAACCAUAUGGCAUUUAUACACUCGACACUACACACAUUGCAGCAAGUUUUGUUCGUUGUGGUGGGUAAUCUGCAAAUUUUCCAACUUUACCGGCUAUGGUUCAACAGUAACGAUGUGCGCUGCGCGGAGCGGGGAAUCGCCUUAGUUGAGUGAUAAUGAAAAACAACAUCUUGCACCAAGAAUAUCAGCAAUGCUGAAGACAUAGCCAUCAAUGUAUCAUUCAUGUGCUUUUUGUAAAUUACAUGUCACCCACAAGUCAAAUAAAAGAACAACUCGGACACAAAUUGAAAUCUACACAUUUUUACUUCUGUCGUUCUUGUUUUCUUUCCGCUUAGGUACUUCUAAAGAGUCUGUCAUAUAAAGGGAAUAAUACAAACCCACUCCCUUCCCCUAAAUCCAGACAAUAGAAAGAAACACUCUCAGAAUUAAAAUAUGUUCAAAAAAUGUACAUACAUACAACAUAAAUACCAACACAAUCUAAUAUCUUUCCCACCGGUACCUGUCUCCUAUACACAAAAUCUCACUUGAACAUAAAAUGCACUCGGAUUUUGCUACAGAAUAGCUGGGUAAACAAAAAAUAACUAUAAGUGAAAUUAAUACAUGUGAGCUACUCCAGUUUGACAGGCAAUAGACUUAAAACCAACAUUAAGGUUGCAGCAAGUUAAGUUGAAGACUGGUCCAUGUACACAACUUGGAUUGUUAAAUCUUCUAAAUGAAAUGCACAUCUCUUGUGACUUGUUCCCUGCUUAUGUGUUGUAGCGCAUUGGUACAGUUAUUAAUGUGCUUGAACUUAUAAGAACUUGUAAUUUUUUUGUAUAGCAAAUAUACUGCCCUGCAAUACUUUUGUAUUUCAACAGCUUAAUGUAUUAGAUGAGGAAAACAGUUUUCCAGUAUAAAUGGUUAUUUAGAAAAUACCUGUAGCAUUUUAGAGGCAACAACAAAAAAUUAACUUACAAAAAUAAUAAUUCUCGACUGAAUUAACAUGUAACUUGUUUUACACAUUGGUGUGAUACAUUUUGUUUUAUAUAUUAUAUACAGUAACGAAAAACCAAAGACAAACAUUCAUGUGCCAAAAUGUACAUUAGUCUUUCCAUGAGAAGUAACAAGCCUUUUUUUAAAUUAAUUUCUGAAUCAUGAAAUACGGGUUUGCAGGACAUAAAAUUGGCUUGCAUUGAUGUGUUCAACAUAACCCAUUAUCUAUCAGAACACAGACCAAUCUAAUCCAAAUAUUAACAACUUGAUUUGUUUGAUCAUGUUAACCUGAGGACCGUCCGUAAUGGGAGUAUGUUUUGCACAGGGCAAGGCAUACCACAACAAUCAAAACCAUGCAGUGUUUUAAGGUCACUCACUUUUUUAAUUCAGUAAAGGUCAGCACUUUAAGGACAAUAAGCUUCGGUUGAACAUUCCAAAUGGGAAUAUUGGCAAUGACCAGCGGCAAGGAAGCAUUUUAUCUUCAUAUUAUACCUAUGUGUGCCAGGUAGAGAGAGCAUCCUGGACAGAAAUCUUGUUUCUUCUAAGCAAUAUCUGUCGGGCUCUAGCUGGUUAUUAAUUACAUAUUACUGAUAAUGAAACCAAGGAUAGCUCAUAAGUGAACUUAAUAACUGUAGCUGGCAUGCCUCUAAAAACCUGGUUUCAUUUUUUGGAAAUAUUUUUUUCAUUUAUUUUCAUUUUGUUUUACGAUCUUGUACUUAUGGAUUUCCCCCUAGAAAUUAAACAAAACAUGUAACUAUAACUUGCCUUUGUUUCCUCCAUGGCAAUAUUAGGUGUGAAGUUGAACUUUGAAAUAACCCAAAGGAGUUUGUGUUAUUUCUGGAUUUGAACUCCUUCCAACAAUGCUAAUUAACAUUAAAGUACAAAUAGCACAAACAUUCGUGACAAAAUAAGACGUUUCAUACUUCAGUGCAAAUGUACAGACAUAUGGAACAGAUGAAACUAUUUAAAAACAGUUCACAACGGCCCUCUGUUUUCACCAUUAAGAACCUCCAUCAAAGAAAAGAUCCACAAAAGAGUGGAAACUAGGACAAAAGUACAGUUCUUUCCCAAAUUGUCUGAGACAUAUAUAUUGUACAGUUCUACUGCAGGAAGAUUAAAAUGAUUUCACUAAAUGUUAGAAUUGGAAGAAUAUUAUGUACAGCAUGAGAAUUGAUGCAGACUUUUUGCUCGGUAUUUGAGGUAUACAUGCAGUUGUCAGGCAUUUUCUAUAGUAUCAAAUAACGAAUGCAAAUAAAUAGUAACAAAAAUGUGUUCUGCAAGGUUAAAGUACCUAGCGUAAGGCCUGGUUAAUACUACCUGCAAUGCGAUACAAAUUUUGAUGUCACAAAUUCGCAACAAACAAUUCACGUCAGUUGACUUAUGCUCAACUCCUGCAAACCAUUCGAUGCGAAAACAGCCAUGUUACAUACAAAUUUGUAUCGCAUUCGCAGUCGGUAUGAACCGGGCUAAUGCAGCUUGGCAUUUCGGCUACCAAGUAAAUUCGAGCUCAUCUCUGCACUUUCAAGCUCAUUUACUUUGUCGAAACAGCCCAAUCAACAGUUUCAGAACACUACUUUAUUAGUGGGUGCCGAGUAUGAUUCUUGAUGCCCAACAGCAACACUAGAGGGCACUCAUGUUCUGUUUGUUGACACCUGCCCCCCCCCCCCCCCCCC
Messenger RNA from Asterias rubens (European starfish), 5911 nucleotides. Its product is annotated as protein farnesyltransferase subunit beta-like. The transcript has 12 exons. Lineage: Eukaryota; Metazoa; Echinodermata; Asteroidea; Forcipulatida; Asteriidae. The record is from RefSeq and is a predicted model, not a curated record. The coding region runs from base 96 to 1328 and encodes 410 amino acids. Gene Ontology annotation, molecular function: protein farnesyltransferase activity. Gene Ontology annotation, cellular component: protein farnesyltransferase complex. Gene Ontology annotation, biological process: protein farnesylation.